AUGGUAUCGUUGCCGCUAUACAUGGAGCAGCACCUGAACACAUUCGCGCUGGUGGCUGGCAUGGGCGUCGCUAUGGCGAUGGACGUGGACAGGAGGAAGGGACACCCAAUGCUUGCUAGGGUAGCAGAGGCGCGGUUGGGUUUGCUAAUCGCUAUUCUGAUGCUGAUUCCAGGAUACAAAUGGAUUAAGGCAGAAAUUGGUUAUCCUGAUUAUGUGCUUAAAGAGGGUGAAGGAGGCACAAUUGUCAAUAUUUAUAAUUUAGAAGCAUAUAUUACUUUGGUGUUUGGCAUGUCAUCCAUCCUCAUAUUUUCACCUCAAGAACUUGACUAUCUAAUAUGUGGCCAACAAGAAAUUUGGGAGCGACAGAAAUCUGUUGCUUCCCCUGGGCGUGGUAUUCUGGCAAUUGAUGAGUCAAAUGCAACAUGUGGAAAGAGGUUAUCAUCUAUUGGUUUGGACAACACAGAAGUGAACCGCCAGGCUUACAGGCAGCUUUUGCUGACAACUGUUGGUCUUGGCGAAUAUAUUUCUGGUGCUAUUCUUUUCGAGGAGACCCUUUAUAAAUCAACUACAGAUGGCAAGAAGUUUGUUGACUGCUUGAAGGAUCAGAAUAUCAUGUCUGGCAUCAAGGUUGACAAGGGUUUGGUUCCAUUGCCUGGAUCCAACAAUGAAUCAUGGUGCCAAGGUCUUGAUGGUUUGGCUUCAAGGUGUGCUGAGUACUAUAAGCAGGGGGCGCGCUUCGCAAAGUGGUCUGUUCAUACUUCCCUUAUUCAUGUGUCAACUAAUCUUAUUUGUGCUUCCUUUCUAAAGUUGCUAUGAUUAUCGACUUAGUACAGCUGGGUUGAUGUCGUUUGUGAGGAUGGUGUGUCAGUGUUAGCUCUGGUAAUUAGCUUCGGUGUUAUUACUUGACAUCUGUUGUCCAGUUGUGAUAUCUGUGAAUUUCAUCUAUUAAAUCUUAUCUACAUAUAUUUAUGCUUUUCUUUGUGAAAUUAUGUAAGAAAAUUUCUACA
Molecule: messenger RNA, 1007 nt
Organism: Zea mays
Lineage: Eukaryota; Viridiplantae; Streptophyta; Magnoliopsida; Poales; Poaceae
Product: fructose-bisphosphate aldolase 3, chloroplastic
Exons: 7
Coding region: 1-816 (271 amino acids)
Biological process (GO): glycolytic process
Molecular function (GO): fructose-bisphosphate aldolase activity; ubiquitin-protein transferase activity
Source: RefSeq, a predicted model, not a curated record